UUCCGUUAAAUUUUCGACUUGCCGACCUCCUUUCUCUUCGUCUUCUCCAAGCAAUCUCAACGCUUCCUCCCCCAUUCAAAUACUUCACCGUCAAUCCCAAACGAUUUCUUCAGAACCCUUUUUGCAUCUUCUCUUCAAUUCUCUGAAUUCCAAAUUUCCUUUUUGUCUCGUUUUUUUGCCUUCUUUUUCUCUAGUAUUUCUGUAGUUCAUCUUUGUCUGUAUAGUAUUGAAUUUCAUUUUAUUCUAUUUCUAUAUGUAUUCUUUUCCUUUUCACUUUUACAUUCGAUUUUCCUAUCAAUCCAAUUCUUUGUUGUUCAAGUUUUUCACUUUUUCUUUGCUUAUGGGAAAUUUUGUUUGUCUGUAAAGUUGUCUCCUUGAACUUUUAGAUUGCAAGUUUCAUAUUGCUCAAGGUUUCAAUCAGCUUUAAGGAUUUAUUUAUUUAUUAUGGAGCGCUCGUCGAUUCAAUUGGGGAAUACUAAUGGGAUCGCGCAUACUUUAUCUAUGGAGUUACCUUCUGCCAAAUUACCAAAACAUUCAUUAGAUAACGCUGACGAACAAACUGACAGCUUAAGUUCGGGUGUAGAAUCCGUCCAUGAUCAAGAGUUGAUCCUUUCGGAUUCAGAAAGUGGCAGUUCUGGGGCCAAUUCUGGCCAGUUUCCGGGAUUCUGCGACGAAUUGGUUCGACUUUUCGAGGGAGACAGGAUCCACGAUAUUAUCAAACAAAAGUUCCUUUCGGCUUUGGGUUCACUUGGCAACGAAACCACAGUCGUCACUGUUCACAAGAACAGGUACUCUAGCAUUAUUGAACAAGCGAGGAUGCAAUCGUUUCUAAUUUUCACAAAAGCAACUGAGAAGUGCCGUGGCAGUGCCAACGUGAAGUAUGCUUGGUUUGGCGCUACAGUAGAUGAGACAUGCAACAUCAUGAAGAAUGGUUUCGGCCGCCAGAUCAACGACAAUAAUGGAUUAUAUGGCUGUGGCAUCUAUCUUUCUCCCGAUGAUUCUCCUCUUGAAACUGUGAAGAAUUUGAGGGUUGAUGAGGAUGGUCUACGACGUUUGUUACUGUGCCGUGUUAUACUGGGUGCCACGGAGGUAGUGGCUCCUGGUUCUGAGCAGUGCCAUCCGAGUUCUGAGGAGUUUGAUUCGGGGAUAGACAAUUUGUCAUCUCCCAAGAAGUAUAUUGUGUGGAGUAACCGCAUGAACACUCAUAUUUUGCCCGAGUAUGUCGUUAGUUUCAAGGCUCCUUGUUGUUUGAAAGGGUUCUUUAGGAAUCGAGAAUCUGGAAGAGUACCAACUUCACCAUGGAUGCCUUUUCCAGAUCUUAUUACUGCACUUUCGAAGUUCUUGCCUCCCACUACUGUUGGUGUAGUUGCCAACUACCAUAAAGAUCACAGAGAAAAGAAAAUUUCAAGGCAAGAACUAAUACAGCGAGUGAGACUAAUCGUAGGGGACAAGUUGUUGAUUGCUGUAAUCAAAUCCUUUAGAAGUAAGGGUGGAAUUGGAGGUGAAAGACCAAGCAAUUGGAAGCAAAGAAAGGUUCGAAUUGCAGGUGAGAUGAUAUGAAUGAUUAUGGGAGCAGAAACAGCAUAAUUGACUCGAAUAUGCAUGAAUGAAGUAGCAGUUGGUGUUGCAAGUUGACAUCUGGAAGGGGGAUGAGAAAGCUGAUGAAAUCUGACAUAAACUGACAGAUAAUCCAAAACGAAACAGAAAGUUAGGAUCCAGCAGAUGCGAGGGCUAGUUUUAGGGAUCUGGUGGAUUUCAUCUCUUUUUUCUUCUCCUUCUGUAGAUCACUUUGUUUUUGUGCAAUUUGAAAUGUUAUUGUCCGCAAUAUAAAUUAUAAAAUAAUAUUUAUCUGGAUUAAUAGAAUGUAUGAAAAUACAGUAUGUGAUUUACUAAAUUAUUGAUGAGAUUCGUCAGGUAUUGGAACCUAA
This is a messenger RNA of Manihot esculenta (cassava), 1928 nucleotides long. RefSeq names its product probable inactive poly [ADP-ribose] polymerase SRO5. The coding region runs from base 445 to 1560 and encodes 371 amino acids. Lineage: Eukaryota; Viridiplantae; Streptophyta; Magnoliopsida; Malpighiales; Euphorbiaceae. The transcript has 4 exons. The record is from RefSeq and is a predicted model, not a curated record. Gene Ontology annotation, molecular function: NAD+ poly-ADP-ribosyltransferase activity.